AUGGCUGCUUUUCUGCGACGACGGACGAAAGAAACCCAGACGAGCAAGUACGCCAGCGAAUUGCAAGGAACCGACACAAACGUUCCCAGCACCAUUUCCAACAACCACGAGUCUGCAGAACUCGCCGAGGAUCGGACACGCUACUUGCAGAAUCCGGCCAUACUCGAUACGCUUGACUCCGUUCAUCGGUCACUGCUGUUCAGUAAUCUCAAAUUUGAUACCGACGACACGUCUGGGCUGCAGAAGAAUACGGCACCAGACGGAAGAAGUAGGCAAAAACAGGAUUUUCUCGCACCAUCCGUAUCGACAGCAGCCACUCGAGAAACGCCUGCUUCACAACAGAUUGAUACGCUUCAGCCGCACUACUGGAAGGUAAAUAUUGCGGCAGCCUCAUCAGAUGAAAGAUUGACGAAGGAAGGAGAUGUGUCGCAAGUGGUGGAACGGAUAAAGGGUGUCACUCCGAAAGCUCCUGCUACCGACCGCGACGCCUCACUAAACGAUGAGCUGGAGGCGUUGUUCGGGAAGGAUUGGAACAAUAACCUUAACAGAAGAAACUCCAGUAGAGUCAAGAUGAUGGUGCAACAGUACGAACAUGGUGAGGUUGCGACCUCGCAUCCCAGCAGGCCAACACAUCAGACUGGUGAGACGAGACAGUACAUGGAAUCGCAUCCCGAUUCGCCUUCGGUUUGUGAUGUGGAAACGAGUGAUUUCGAAAGUGCUAGCGUAACGAGCGGAAGCAGCGUUUGUGGUAAUGGCGGAAGGCGAAGUGUCCGCACCAGUUCCGCAUUCAGCGAAGGCAGUCGGGAUAUGGUCAGCAUCGAUCGUUUUGAAUUAGAGGAAGCCAUGGCGAAAGAACUUGGCUUCCAAGAGCAACAGCAACAUCAUUCAGAGGAGUCGUCAGGCCACAACACGUUGAUUACCAUUAAUAUAAACUACCGAUGUGAUAAUAAUCCUCUAAGGAAUAGCAAAACAGAAGAACGUGCCGAAAAAUCUGUAGAUAUCGUCGUUUCGACACCACCGCAAGGGGUAGAUUUUCAGUCGAACACUGUAGCUGAACGGAAAUCAUUGAAAAACGAUAACCCCGGCCAGUUGGCAAUGGAGCGUCAAGUGCAUCGGUUGGAUGCACGAAACACCCACACCGCUGUUAAUAAGAGGGUUGACAAGGAGCUAAUGAAUCUCGGUAACGAGAAAGUUUUGUCAGUGGAAGGUGAUACGGAAAAUUACGAAAAUCACAUGGACGAAGGUGAAAAUAAAAAUAAGACUGAGCGCCGUUCGAAGGAUCAUCGCAGUUCAUUUACAAGCUCUAGAACUUGUCAAACGCCCGAAAUGGAGGAAUAUCAUGACUGCAAUGAUCUCCACGAGUCAACUCUAUCAUUUUACGAGCAAGCAACUUCACAGCCAGUUACUCCACAGGAAAAGAAAAAGCGCUCCUCCAGAGUGCACGAUUCGAGUGGAUCAACUGUGGAGAGCAUUGAGGAGUGCAACGAUGGCGAAAAGCCAAUGAUUCGAAUUGUGCAAGAGCUGACGGAAGAUCAUCGGGAAGUCACUUCAACCAUAACGCUGAAUAAAGCUCAAAUCACGGAGAUGCAGAAGAAGAACGGCGAGCGUCGUAGUGUUGAACCCGUCGUCGAGAAGGAAAAUAUCUAUUCCCCUGACGAGAAGACCAGUCCUACUGAAGAUUCUCAAAGAAGACGGAAAUCUCACUUUGCCUCCAGCAAGAAGCGUCACGUAAAAACGAAUCACCAGCGCCAACAGCGAAUAAUCGAUGACAAUUUUUGCAAUGAAAUUCUUGAUUCCACGAUCCACUUUGAUCGGCUCUACGGAAUAAAUCGUAUUCAGCGCCACAUGACGGAGGAAGAGACAGUAUCUUCGUCUUCUCCCAUUCCAGUAGCGGAAGAGUGCUUCAGCGAUUCUGUCAUAUGUGAUAUCGUCUCGCCUGGAGAAGAAUCGUUCGAUUCCGUUUUAUCGGUGGGAAAGCUCGAAGGUAAACCACGUUAUUCGGGUAAAACCAUGGGGCGGUUAAUGAUGAAGCGUCUGAAGAAACUACAUGGAGGAACGGAAAUACAAAAACCAUCAAAUGCGUCGGAUACAUCUACGAAUUCUUCUUUGUUGCAAACAAGCGGGCCGAAGAAACCUCCUCGUACUUUUGCGAAUUCACCGAAAAGAGAAUCACCGCUUCCAGUCCCAUCCUGUCCUGCCCGGAAGGAUAUAGAUGACAGCGAUCCAUCCGACAAAGGGAUCGGAUGGAAACGCGAAAUUCGAACCAAAACGCAUCGUGUCGGUUGGACAGUGCCAGCUGCAAAUGAUAAAAAUGCAUCGAUACCUGCAGAAGUGUACAGUAUGUUGCACUACUCAGAAGACGAAAGCCGAAAAAAACUGAUAAAGGUGGGAAACUCUAAACCUGCGCCACAACAAUCGAGCUCACAAGUGGCUAGUGAUAAGCGUGAACCACUCGGCCCGAAACUUGUCAUAGACACUGUCGAUGGACCACGAACACCUCGUCGUCAUUCGUCCUCGACGGAUUUUGAAAGGUUCGUGAGGGAUUCUAAUGUGAAAAGCACACCGCAUCGUAGAAGUGAUGUGAGCAACCGUGUCGGAAAUGGGACAAGGGCUGAUACUCGUCGUAUGAUCGAGCAGUUUCUUAGCGAUGAGCGUAGCCAUGGUCCGGAAGCGCUGCGUAAGCUGUCGGGACCGGAUCGUCGUCGUCGGACCACGGGAGGCAUCUUCGAGCGACGUAGACAGCAGCAGGAAAAUUUUUUAGACGAUGCCAGGCGUACCAACCAUGAACCGCGAAGACGGAAAAUAUCGAAAGCGGUUGUUCAUUCAACUCUGGCCGGCAACGAAUGUUGUCCCAAGGCGGUAGCUGUUAGCGGAACGACAUCCCGAACAAAUGGAAACGUGUCCAGUGGUGGGAAAAUUGAAAAACGACGCGCUUUCCGCAAGGUAUCGUUACUGAAACGUACACGUACGCUGUUCGAAGCUUCGAAGAAGAAGAUUUUUGCCAUUAAGAAAUUUGAAACACCCAAAAAGCUUAAUGCUGUAAGUACUGCAUCUCUAUGUGAGCCUCAAUGUAACGAUCCAAACAUUAAUCGUAAUAGUUCCAUGAAGAAAAAGAACAGCUUGCAUCACAAGCACCUGGGCUACACGCCGGUACAUUUGCGGUGCAAAUCAUGUCGCUCAGAGGUGGUUGAUAUCGAACGGGAAGACGAAAUUGUUCCAUUAAAUUUUCGCUCUGUAACAUCUAAACCCAAACCAAAAGGGCCAGCCGACAGUUCGGACGAAGAAAAUAAAGAAAACUAUAAUGGUUCAGCUGCUCAUAAUCAGGGCACUGAUAAACGGCGUCGAAGUGGUGAAGGAACAAAUCGUAAAUCGGUCCGCAGUCUCAACUUUGCUCAACUAAUGCCGCAAUCAAAACCAGUAGAGUCAUCCGAUGCUGAGAUAUCUCCAAGGAAGCAGUUGAACGAGAUCAAAUUUUUAAAGACGUUGCGUAAUCUUAAAAUAUCUCCGAAAAGGAUACUACGCUUUGCAUCGCAGUCUUCAACUGCUGGCAACGGCCAAAUCUCUCCAACUACUAGUAGUGGAGCUCAAAAGCAUGGCGAAUUUCAGUCAUAUGACGAUUUGAAUCUUGACAAUGUGGCGAACAUGGGAGAUUUUCUAAGCAAUAUAAGAUGUAAGAUUGAAGGGGAAGAAUUUAAUAAUCUCACGGUGAACCCAUCGCCAUCGAGUGUUGCGGUAGAUGUUCAUGGCGGGCAGGGGGAGCCUAUCUAUCAAGAAAUUUCUCCAAAAGGCAACAAAACGAUUUUGAAUGAGUUCAUUAGCUCAGAUACAAACAAGCGAUAUCUGAUGGUUAAUAAUAACCCAAACAUACUAUACGCCAUGGUGGAGAGCAAAUCAACACGCUGCCCAGCGCCCUUGGUUAAGGCUCGUUCACUUACAAGCAUCCACGGAACGUCGGGUAUUGUAGAUCCCACGGUCACAUCGACACCCGUUAGUAAACCACAAAAUAACACGUGUAAAAGUCAGACAAAACCAAGCAUCCGGCGGACUCUUCCCAAAGCAAUUGUAGGACGUGAAGAACAACCAAGCAGUCUGUAUAAUACUGCGCUAGCGGAAAACAGUCAUUGUAGUCAGGGGGCAUCUCAUGCUGGACAGUUUAGUGGUAGUUGUGGUGAUGGCGGAGGUGGUAGCGAUAGGGUUAGAGCAUCCUUUAACACUACCGAAAGUACCGCCGCCAGCACCACGCGACGCUCACUGUUCAGUCGAGAUUCUUCGCUUCGUUUGACGGGGCCAGAUCGUGUUAGGGAGACUACUGAUGACAGUGAUAUUUCGGUUUUACAGGAAGAAGAAAGUGGGGAAGACGAAGUCUCGCAACAAUCUCGACCGGAUACUGCGAUUGUCGAGGAACCAUUGAUCGUGCGGGAAUGGGUAGAAGAUCGUUUGAAUGCUCGUAAGGAAAGUGAACGUUUUCAACAAAAGCCACCAUCACCAGGAGUCGAUUGGGGAUUCAAAGGACCGUACAAGAACGAAAAGGAAUUAUUCGCCUUUGAACAGGACAUUAUCGUUGAGGAACGUGUUAUGGGAAACAGUAACCGGCACGGUGUUAGUUCUGAGGGAAGGCUCGAUCAUUUGAAGAACUCCCAAAAGUCAGUGCAGGCUCGAGUAGGUGGCAAGGGUGUAGCUCCACUUGGGUGUUUCGAUACGGACAGUGAGCUCGAAUCUCUACGAAAGUAUCAGGAUAAUGAAAUUGAUGAUCUUGUCCAUUCGCUCAACAACAACAUAACACUUUCCGACAUAGGAACGCUCGAUACCACGAGCACCGUUGCAUCAACGUCCAUGGAAAAUUUGCUCGACCAAGAAGGUUACGACACGGUCGAUCUUGCGCCAUCCGUAACUCGGGUGUUCCAUAAACCAGUAGAACGUAACCUUACUGUCGAUACAGUAGACGUAUCCGAACUUAUAAGUCAAGCGCCGGAUGACAGCCUAUCGGCUUCCUAUUUUUCGCCCAACACCAGUACUCCUUCGAGUAGCAAAUUGUCCAGUACCGGUACAGCUGUCAUGCGCAAUCUAAAGGAUAAGCUGCGAACUUCAUUCCGCAAGAGCAAAUCUUUUAUCAAGAAAAAACGCCAACGUAUUGCCAACUACCUCCAAGAGGACAGACCCGCCAGUAAGUCAUCCUCAACUAAUUCAUCAUGUGCCAACUCGCCUCCGAGAAGUGCUGUGUCAACUCAAACACCACACAGACAGGAUGGUCGUAGUCCUGAUCGGCGUAAAGCGGAAAACGAACAGGAUAUGUCAGACGACAUGUACCGCUCGUUCACGGAAGGAAGCAACAGCAUCAUUACAACCAGCUCAAUGAUGGAGCUUAGCAACCAGCACAUGAACGAACUGAUGCAACAGAUCAUCCGGCAAGGUGACGCGCGGAAGCAGCUAAAGCAAGCAGUCGCGAUCUGUCGUAGCACGCGCGAAUUCGAGUGUUCUCCCGAGCUGAUCGAAGCGGAACGCUUGCUGUUGGUUGCGACACAUAAGGAAACGACCGUGCGGAACGAACUGAACAAGAUCGAUUACCUGAGCAAUGGAAUGACACUGGCAGAGGGCAAGCGUGUGGGAACAGUAACGUUAAGCAACUUUGAGUUCCCGCUGAAGGAGACGGCCAUUCGCGAUACACUGUACAACUAUUUUUACGUCGUUGUGUGUACCCACAAGCACGAGGUUAAGGCUACGGUGGCCAAGGAGCGACACAGCAAUGGGCGCGUAUACAUCAGGGACUGCGCAAUCCAAUUCCAAAACCUGGACGCAAACUACGAGAUACGAGUGGAAGUGUUUGUCCUGCAGCUGCGCAAGAACGUAAAGAACUACAGCUUUGAAAGCCGGUACCAUCUAGACAAGGAUACGAAACGCCCACUCAGCUGUCCAUCUCCAUCGAAGAAAUUACGCGAAGCUGGACGCAUGCUCUCGUUCCGCUCAAGUCCAACAAAAACUUUCGAUUUUGAUAAUGAAUUUUCUCGUUUCAAAUCGCAAGGCUUUUUGACGCUUACCUUCUUCACAUUGCUAACGUCGAGCAUGGGUGAAGAUGAGGAUGAGGCAUGUCCAGAAGAAAAACAGGAUGCGACGUAUGUCACCGCUCGGACUAGUCACAACACCCAUACGACGACAAUGCUGGAAGACGAAAGUGAUACUGGGUCACCACUAGGCACCGGCGAUCGUUUAUUUUCGAGACCGGAUCACUUUCACCCGAUAGCGUGCCGCAGGGAGGAUCAGAGCGUGGUGUUUAUCGCGGAGGACUUCAAAUAUCUCACUCUUGACUCGAUGGCGUACACUUCGAACAUGGUGGGUACGAUCGGCAUGAACGUGCGUAGUGAGGUGCGAUUCGAGGGUUCGAAUAUGAGCGGAUUUCUGGAUGUGGGCGAGAAAAUGGAUGACAACGAAGGAAUCACUUGGAACCGCCGAUGGUGCAAGAUCAACGGGUUCAUGCUGGAGUUCUGGAACUACCCUCAGGAAUGCCAGGAAAAGAUUCCAAUACUGUACAUCGAUUUGGUUAAAUGCAUUAACGAUCGCAUUGGACUUGCGGACAGAUCGAUCUGUUCUCGGCCUCGAACCUUAAAGGUGGAAAUAUUUGCUUCCCGUGUAGCGGCGUCUGCGGCCAGUUGUAACAGCAGCGGCAUCGGUAGCUUCAAGAGCACCGGACGGACGACGAGCCCGAACUCCGUUGGAGAAACUGCUGGCUGCUCGUCUGAAAGUCGUGGACUUUUACGUCCCUCAUCCCCCAACGAACAGUGUCGGACGGCCAAUAACGUGAACGUUACUUGCUACUUCUUUGCGGCCGAUACCCAAAGCGACCUCAAAGGUUGGCUUAACGAACUAAAUCGCGUGGUAAAGUUUCUGAAGGAGUGGAAAAUGUAGGAGGCACCCGUUUCGCGUGCAAUAGGAUACCGGGGC
This is a messenger RNA of Anopheles nili, 6936 nucleotides long. RefSeq lists its product as uncharacterized. Gene Ontology annotation, biological process: mitotic cytokinesis; actomyosin contractile ring assembly; septin ring organization. Gene Ontology annotation, cellular component: actomyosin contractile ring. NCBI's taxonomy places the organism in Eukaryota, Metazoa, Arthropoda, Insecta, Diptera, Culicidae. The coding region runs from base 1 to 6900 and encodes 2299 amino acids. The record is from RefSeq and is a predicted model, not a curated record. The transcript has 10 exons.